CAAAGCUAAUGUCAAAUAGAAAUGUCAUUUUGUUUGGAUCGUUGUUCAGCUGUAUAAUUUUAACUAAAAAUGAAUAAUUCGCAGCUUAAUGUGACUUGUUCGCCAGGAACUUUCUCGCGCAUCCAAAAUGAUGAAGUUUACCGGCAACAGUUAGCCACCCAAGUGCUGGAAAAUCGGAAAGAUUAUAACGAAGUAAUCUUCUCAACGCAGCUAAUGGGCCAAGUUCAAGAGGCUCAGAAUUCAGUGGAUGCACAAGAGGUUCAAAAUGCGUUGUAUGAACAAGAGGCCCAAAAUCCAGUAGAAGCAGUGGUAAUGCAAAGCCCACAACGAAAUGUGGAAACGCUUCCAUCCGAAGAAAACUCAGGUUCGGCUGAGAAGCAGGCGUGGGUUGAAGCCCCAGUAAAGCUGAUGCUUACGUUAAUCGAGGAGCUACGGCCUAAAGUGGGGAAGAGCGCAUCCGUUAAAAAUAAAACGAAAAUGUGGAAGCUUAUAACUGAGCGUAUGGCAGAGCAAGGGUAUAUCUUCACAACAGCGCAGAUUGAAAAUAAAUUUCGAACAAUGGAGCGCAAUUUUAAGAAGACGAAUCUGCACAACAAACAAACAGGCAGAAAUAGGCUGACGUGUCCAUACCAGAAGUAAGCAAUUGUAAAUUUACUAUUUUUCAUGUACAUAAUUAAAUGUUUUUCAGUGAA
This is a messenger RNA of Rhagoletis zephyria (snowberry fruit fly), 692 nucleotides long. RefSeq lists its product as uncharacterized. NCBI's taxonomy places the organism in Eukaryota, Metazoa, Arthropoda, Insecta, Diptera, Tephritidae. The record is from RefSeq and is a predicted model, not a curated record.